Molecule: messenger RNA, 462 nt
Organism: Hippocampus comes (tiger tail seahorse)
Lineage: Eukaryota; Metazoa; Chordata; Actinopteri; Syngnathiformes; Syngnathidae
Product: meteorin-like protein
Exons: 2
Coding region: 37-396 (119 amino acids)
Molecular function (GO): hormone activity
Source: RefSeq, a predicted model, not a curated record
GCUUCAUGUCGUCCAUGCAACGAUACCGAGCUUCUCAUGGCCGUCUGCAACAGUGACUUUGUAGUCCGAGGCUUCAUCAAGGACGUGCUUCACAACCGUGAUGGUCACAUAUCGCUGGUGGAAGUGUUGGCGGUGAAGGUCCAUCGGCAGCGUAGCGGCGUGUUUGAGCUAGAGGCGACAACUCCUGGAUCAGCUCGGGACGUCCCGUUGUGGCGCGGCGUUAUCCUUGCCCACCUCCAGUGCGGCGUGAAGCCCGGAGAGGGAGAAUUCCUUUUCACGGGCUCGGAACACUUCGGGGACGGUUGGUUGGGUUGCGCUCCGCGUUACAAAUACUUCGUGUCCGUCUACCGGACUGCCAAGGCCAGGCUUGUGAAUCCCUGCGAUUUCCCUUUGUGAUGACGGGCCGUUAUAACGCCUGUCAACUGUCGAGAUGUGACAAUUCACGGGUGUCAAAUCUGUUUG